This is a messenger RNA of Chilo suppressalis (striped riceborer), 3232 nucleotides long. Lineage: Eukaryota; Metazoa; Arthropoda; Insecta; Lepidoptera; Crambidae. The record is from the annotation of a GenBank genome assembly.
UUACGAAAACUAUGAUAGUUUUCGUGAGCUCAAACUCGUGCUUGUACUGUACGCGCUAUCCGUAAGCGGCUUAACGAGUAAAGAUUUUUGUAUUUAUAAUUCAUUCAUGAAUAAAUAUGUUAUUAAUAAACCUGCAAUUGAACCUAUAAAUUAGCGCUGACAGAUUUCAAUGGCAGAUCAUCAGAUCAUUACACAGGGCGGCCACAAUGGCCGGUUAUUACGGGGCUUACUCCAUAAUUUGUCAGCAAACGGACGGCCCCGGCAGGAUCGCGUCACUUCCGCUUAGCUAGUGAUGGAUUGAUCACACAUUUACUCUGCCAAGUAGACACAAUAAUCUAGAUAAUCUAGGACCAACUUUCGAUAGGCUCUACAUAAAAAGUACCAAAUCCUUUUGAUGAUGAAAAUACUGCUUAAAAUGUCUUUAGUUUACUCGAAAUGGAUUUUCUGCGUAAUCACUGUUAAUAUUUAAUAGGCGCUCUUAACAAUAUACCAAACGUCCUAUUAAUAAACGAAGGCUAACUUGCUCGAUAUGAUAACGCAGACGCUGUGAAUGAUGCAAAAUAUAUGAACGUGGCCACAAUCUUCUUAGAACGAGAUGAGGACUUUAAGCAGGGUUAUAAAACGAAAGGAGAACCCUUAUUGGUCCCAGGCGACCCGAACACACGAAGGUGUGAGCAUUCAAUCAAGGGACGGAGUAAGUAAGAUACAGACCCGGCCCACGAUACAUGUUUGUAUCGAGAAACAAAGACCUCGUAAGCCGGGCAACAUUUUCAACAUAGCAAUAUCAAUUUAUGGUAUCGAGGAUCCAAUGUUAAGAGGAUUCAUUAAAUUUACAAUGCGGCUUAGGAGCUGAUGAACACGCUCUUCAUUAGUUCUUUUCUAACCAAAUUUAAUUAUAUAAUAUUUCACAAAGUACGGUAACAAAAAAGAUCCUCUUUCAUAAUAAUGUAAUUGCUCACAUCAAAAAUUAUUUUGUCGGUAGUUUGAAAUGGUUAAUGACUUUCCAUAUACUAAAUAAAACAUUCACUACAUAUUAUUAAGUUAACCUAACUCUAACUUUGACUAUUAUGGCAUUAAUGACAGUCUAAUACAUUUAAUUCGCUGCAAUAAAUUUUAGUCAAUUAAGUUUCAACGGUAAGAUGAAAAUCUGGUAUCAAAACAUUACCAUCACUAUAACCUCGUAGUUUGCAACUACUGCGUACUGUUUAUGAUUAGCAGCUAGUUAAUCUUCAGAAUCAUGUGGACUGUGUUGUUAGUAAUUGCGUUUACUAAAAGCGCCGUGGGAGAUGCGCCGUGGUGGAACACCGCAGUCUACUACAGGUUAUUUGUAGACUCCUUUAAAGAUGGAGAUGGUGACGGAUUAGGAGAUCUAAAUGGUGAGAUUAUUAUACCUGAAGUAGAUAAUUUUAUAAUUCAUAAAGGUUCAUAUGGGAUCUAAUUAUGGCAUGAUGCUGGACUGCUGUGAAAUUAAGGUUUAACAAUUGAUCAACGAAUCCAAUUGAAAUAAGUUACCUAAAGUUUAUUUUACCGAAUCAUCUUAGAAAAUAAGAAAAAAAUAUUGUCGAAUUCUGUAUAAAUUUAGAUAAGCGUAUAUGCAAAUUAUAGACACAAUAUUUAUUACUUCAAUCUUUCCUUCAAUACUUUGUUUUACAUCAGAUAACUUAUAGCAAUUACUUUCAGUGACGAAAAAGCUUUCAGAAGCCAUUAAAAGUUUCUACGCCGUAAUUUUGUUAUUGAUUUUACAGGAGCCACAAAACAGAUAAGUUAUGUUCGAGCUUUGGGAGCGGAUGCUGUAAUAAUGUCUCCUUUAUCAGCUAAAAGCACUGACUGUAGCAAGCCCGGAGUGGUAGAUUUCACUGAACUCGAUAAAAGGUACGGCAAUCUAAAUACCCUUGAAAACUUUCUGGAGAAAGCUAAGAAAUUAGAACUUAAAGUAGUGCUCUCCUUGCCUAUUCAAACAAUUAGCACCGCUUCUGAGUGGUUUACUUCCAGUGCUGAUAAAGUCGUAGGUUUUGAAGACAGAAUGGUUUGGAAAGAUGGAACUGUUGAUAAUAAACCACCUCUCCAGAAUGGUGUCGACGAUUGGAUUUGGCAUGAAAAUAGAUCUGCAUAUUUCGGAAUGCGUGGUAGUGAAGCAAUUCUUAAUUUCUGUUCCGAGGCGUUGGUAGCUGCCUUGUCAUCAACUCAAUGUGCUUGGUUAAGAAGAGGUGUUUCAGGUGUGAUUCUAAAACCAGAUUAUGUUCUUGACCAAACUUGCGCAGAAAAAUUGUUGCAGAAAAUGGUAGCUGAAACUACUAUCUGUGCUAGGUCUUCUAACUUGGAGAGUCCAGUUAUUCUAGUGGAAUCAUCACUUGAUGUAGAAGCAGCAGCUAAAUAUUAUGCCAACGGUAGAAUAGGGGCCAAUAGUGUUCUCAGUACGGCUCUAACAAGUCCAUCGAAGCAAACAUCACCACAAUUAGCUCUUUCCAUACUUGCUAGUCUCUUAUAUGCGCCUCAAGACUUGCUUCCCUCGUGGACUACGAGCGAGCUUUUUCAAAGUCGGAUAACAACUCGAUACGGCAGUGACACAGUUGAUGCUAUCAACUUGCUUGCGUUGGUAUUACCAGGAGCAGCAGUAAUACAACAAGGAGACGAAUUAGGUGUAGCGGAUACUAUCCUAGAAUGGGCAUCCUCUAAUGGGACAUGUUGGCCUAAUCCGAUCUUACCAUCCUCAGCACCAUUUCCUUGGAGUGACUCCAGUAAUGGUGGUUUCAGUGACGGAGAACCGUGGCUCCCCUUAGCUCCCAACUAUAGAUAUGCAAAUGCUAAAUCCGAAUUCGCAAACGAAAAUAGUCAUGUAGGAGUAUUGAAAGUGGCCGCUGCAAUGAGAAAAUCCCCAGCGAUGGGGCCUCAUGUAGAAAUCAAGCGCUUAGGAAGCGCAAUAGCUGUACUAAGAUGGGGUGGCCAUGGAUCCCUUUUGCUGGUGUCCAAUUUGGGCAAGGAGCAAAUGGAAGUGAAGCUCUCAACUAUUUAUGGUAUUCCAAAUGAGAUGUCUGUGGCGGCCAGUUCCGCGGGCUCGAGUCUCUCCGUUCGAUCGCAGGUGGCUGUUGACAAAUCGCUUAAAUUGACCCCUGGGGAGACACUGCUAUUGGCUGGAGGGCCGAGACACUGCGGGGGACCGGGGCCCGUAGACAAAAUUGCCAACAAAUUGUCCGAGGGUUGGCAAAAGAUAAAUAAGUACUUCAGUAAUUAG